CACUAUCUUCUCCUCAACAUCUCUACUCUCCUUUUCUCUCUCUACCCUUUUUUCUCUCUGUACAGUCAAUCUUCUCUUUGUCAAGUCUCUAACUGAAAGAUAUGUUUUGACAACCGUAUUAAAUGCACUCUUCUACUCCAUAUCAUCACCUUCAUAACUCCUUUUAUUCUUUCUCAACCAGAAAAUUCUUUAUUACACUCUAUUUUCUUACCUCAUUUUCUUCUUUAAUUUCAAACUAAUUAAUUAAAAUAUUCUUUUUUUUUCAUGGCUACUUCACCUUCAACCCAUCAUGCUUCACCUUCUCCAAGGCGAUUAGCCGAGCUUCUGAACGAACAACAAGAGCCCUUUGUGCUAGAAGUGUACCUUCUCGAACGAGGGAAUAAAUUGAGAAGAAGCUUAGAAUUAGAGGGUAAAUCUAUUAGUUGUUCUACUAAUACUAAUAUUAAUAGGAAUAAUUCAAGUAAAUUCUUGAAAAAAUCAUUUAGUUAUCAUUUUGGAUCAAAACCCAUAUCAAAAAAAUAUAGUUCUUCACAAUUUUCAAAUCUUGCUAGGAAUUUAUUCAAUAAAUUUAUUUCAAAAAAAUGGAAGAAAAAAAAGAAAGAUUCUUUUGAAUCAACAAUUGGGAGAUGUUCAUCAGUUAGUUGUAGUAGUAGAAUAUCUAUUAGUACUUGGUCUGAUAGUGAAAUUGAUGGAGAGAUUAACAGCUUAUCUUCUCCUGCUAAGAAUGAAAUUACUGCUUAUGAUCAGUCAGUUUCAGAUAGAUUGAUGAAUCAUAACCAAUGGAGAAUUGUUGAAGAAAAUAAGCAAUGUAGCCCUGUUUCUGUUCUUGAAGAGAUUGAUCUUCUUCAGGCUAUUCCUGUUUAUAAUGUGAGACAAACUCGAGAAGAAAUUACAUCACAAUCAAGAAUCAGAUUUCAGAAAAAAGUAUCAGAAGAUGCAAUUUUAUCAGCUUCUUUAUGGGAACAAUUAAUUCAAUUAAAAAAAGAAAAAUCCAAGCAGAAACAGAAACACAGGAGAAAACCAUUUCCAGAUUAUAUGAACACAAAACGAGCCUUACACCAAAGUAGACAGUUAUUAUUCGACUGUGUAAGAGAAACAAUCGAAAAUCAAAAACGCAACAGAAAUAACAACAACGACAACAACAAAAACGACAACAGUAAAGGUUUGAUGAUGGGACCUGAAGAAAUUGGGAAAAUCAUAUGUAGAAAUUUGAAAAUAUGGGGUAAACUUUCAUUUGAUGAAACAAAUAUUGAUCAAGUGAUGAGAAUGGAGUUAUUGGAAGUUUGUGGAGAUGAAUGGGGAUGUUUUGAUAUAUGUAACAAAGAGAUUGUUAGGGAGAUUGGGAAUGGUAUAGUUGAUGAGAUUAUUGAAGAGAUCAUCAUAGAUUUGAUUCAUUAGCAUUAUAAAUGUUGGGCCACUGGCCAUGAAUGAUCUGCAUAGACUCUAUUAAUAUGAUAUUCCUCACCUUAGACUGAUUCCGUACGAAAUUGUUUUUGGACAUAUUUGUAAAAGGCUGCAUAUGAAUUUGGAGUUGAAUCACUUAUAUAACACUUUCUUAUUUUUACGAUGUGAGAUUUGGGAUGUACAUUCAAGUUCAACUACAGUAUAAAGAUCAAGAAUUUUGUUAAUGAUCAAUUGUUUUCUUGUCCGUCUCAUAAAAAUUGCUACACUAAACAUAUUUUUGAUUGGUAAGUUAUGUUUAAAUAUAGGUGGAUCCAACUGGCUCCUGUGGCCGCAAGUGAGGACACAAACAUUAAAAAAAAAAGUUUAGAAGGAUGGGCUAAGACCAACAAUGCACAUAUGUAGUGUUCGCAUUGAACCAACUAUGCUACCAAAAUUCUUUUAACAUACGUAUAUUAAUAAUUAAUAUUCUCUACUAAAGGUUGAACAUAUAUAUAGAACUAAAGAAGCGCAUGUAAUGAAUAACAAAUUUGAUAUAAAACCACCCAUUGGUAACUUUUAUUGAGAAUAAUGCAUUUUGUAGUAUUUCAAAUGAUAAUAUUACU
This is a messenger RNA of Amaranthus tricolor (Joseph's coat), 2006 nucleotides long. RefSeq lists its product as uncharacterized. The transcript is spliced from 3 exons. The record is from RefSeq and is a predicted model, not a curated record. The coding region runs from base 265 to 1398 and encodes 377 amino acids. NCBI's taxonomy places the organism in Eukaryota, Viridiplantae, Streptophyta, Magnoliopsida, Caryophyllales, Amaranthaceae.